Helianthus annuus (common sunflower) is the source of this 525-nucleotide messenger RNA. Its product is annotated as serine/threonine-protein kinase ATM-like. The record is from RefSeq and is a predicted model, not a curated record. Gene Ontology annotation, biological process: DNA damage response. The transcript has 3 exons. Bases 1 to 525 code for a protein of 174 amino acids. Lineage: Eukaryota; Viridiplantae; Streptophyta; Magnoliopsida; Asterales; Asteraceae. Gene Ontology annotation, molecular function: protein serine/threonine kinase activity.
AUGGCUAUGCCUGAACAUCACCAAUUCCACAACUACCUUCAGCAAUCGAAACCCUUCAGAGAUGUACUCAACAACAUGGACGCUCAAAUUGCAGCGCCGGUUAGCUAUAUCAAGGCCGAUCAUCCUCCCUACAUUCUAGCUGAUUGGUUUGAAAAACGACUUGCGUAUACAAGAAGUGUUGCAGCUAGCUCAAUGAUGGGUUACAUUGUGGGACUUGGAGAUCGACAUUCCAUGAAUAUUUUAAUCGACCAAGCAACGGCGGAAGUAGUCCACAUCGAUCUCGGCGUCGCCUUUGAGCAAGGCUUGAUGCUCAAAACACCUGAGCGGGUCCCAUUCAGGCUGACAAGAGACAUUAUCAAUGGUAUGGGGGUAACAGGUGUGGAAGGAGUUUUCAGAAGAUGUUGUGAAGAAAAUCUAUCCGUUAUGCGAACAAAUAAAGAUGCCUUACUAACCAUUUUCCCAAUAAAUCUUAAAGAGUACAUGGCCAAAAUGGCCCCUGAUGUUUUGCCACAUAUGCCACUUUAG